Molecule: messenger RNA, 456 nt
Organism: Chilo suppressalis (striped riceborer)
Lineage: Eukaryota; Metazoa; Arthropoda; Insecta; Lepidoptera; Crambidae
Source: the annotation of a GenBank genome assembly
CAUUCAAUUGGUUUCCGUAACUGGUUCUAUAAUCGAAUCGUUUAUUUUUUCGGUGACAUAACAUAAAAGAAUAAAUAACAGAAUGGAUUUUGGAAAAAUAUUGUUUUUCGUGUUCGCUUGCUUUCUGGCUGUAUCCAUGGUGGCGGGUGCACCAGAACCCAGAUGGAAAGGAUGGAAAAAGAUUGAGAAAGCUGGGCAGCGCAUCCGCGACGCAAUCAUAAAGGCAGGCCCAGCUGUGGCGGUUGUGGGCCAAACGCAAGGGAUCGUGAAGGGACGUUGAAUUUUACCUAGCUUUUGGGACAAAUGAUGCAAUAUUUAUUAUAAGUUUUGUUAAAAAAAUUAUAUAAGUAUUUAGAUUUUUACAUACACCAUUUGACUAUGAAAAUUUUAUAAAAUAUUACAGAUUAAUAAGUUUGUGGUCUAUCAUUUCAUACAAUAUACGUAAUUUAUACUAAU